Blastocystis hominis is the source of this 279-nucleotide messenger RNA. RefSeq lists its product as hypothetical. Bases 1 to 279 code for a protein of 92 amino acids. The transcript has 2 exons. Gene Ontology annotation, molecular function: phosphoprotein phosphatase activity. Lineage: Eukaryota; Bigyra; Opalinata; Blastocystidae. The record is from RefSeq and is a predicted model, not a curated record.
AUGUACAUUAAGGACCUUCGGUCUCUAAAUCGGGAUUUGUCGAAGGUGAUCAUUCUCGAUAAUUCCCUCUAUUCCUUCGCCUUCAACGUGAAUAAUGGAAUUCCAAUUUCUUCGUGGUAUUCGGAUCCUACCGACAAGAAGCUCUAUCAGCUGAUUCCGCUGUUGCGAUCCCUUUCCAUGGAAGACGAUGUGCGUUUGGUGCUUCGUGACAUGUUCAAGAUUCAGGAUAUCCUCGACUCCUAUGACGAUUUUUAUUGGUUUGUUUGUUUGGAUAUGUGA